GAAAAAGAAAAGAAAAGAAAAACUUGGCAGAAAAGAAAGUUGAUGUGAAAAUGGGAAAUGAGAGAAAGGAAGAACCACGGCUCAUGGCAUAUAUUCCCCCCAGCAUAACCCCACUCAUGUUUCCAGAUAUGGAGUGAGAACUUAGGACAUUCCAACAACUCUCCAUUUAUAAAGAGAACUACAGGUUGCCACACAUUCAAGCAUAGCUGAGCUCAAAGGAUCAAAGUCACCCCCACCCCCACCCCCAUUUUUCAUUUUUCCAAAAGCCAGCCAUAAAAAUUGGAAAAUGGGCCAUCAACAUAUGCACAAUCAAGACACCAGCUUGGUUUUAUCCAGUGAUGCUAAGCCAAGGCUCAAAUGGACUCCAGAACUUCACCAGCGAUUCGUUGAUGCCGUCACUCAGCUUGGAGGAGCAGACAAGGCAACGCCUAAAACUUUGAUGAGGGAGAUGAGCAUUCCUGGACUCACCUUGUAUCACCUAAAGAGCCAUUUACAGAAAUAUAGGCUGGGGAAAAGCCAACAAUCAGUUUCCUAUCAUGAAAUUAAGCAACAAGAGUGCAAAGCAAGUCAGAGAAGAGAAGCUCAUUUCAGCGGGGAAGCUGGUGAUGAAGCCCAGAAUCAGAUUAACGAAAGUUUCCAGAUAACUCAGGCUCUGCAACUGCAGAUGGAGGUGCAGAGGAAACUCCAUGAACAAAUUGAGGUGCAAAGACAUUUGCAGCUGCGAAUCGAAGCUCAAGGGAAGUACUUACAAUCAGUACUUGAGAAAGCACAAGAAACACUUGCAGGCUACAAUUCUUCUUCAGCUGGAGUGGAACUUGCCAAAGCUGAACUAACCCAGUUAGUCUCAAUGAUUGACAAUGGAUGCCCAAGUUCUUCCCUGUCGGUACUAACGGAAAUCGGCGGCUCAACCUUAAAAGAUACAGAGAAGAAUCCAAUGGCAGGUACUGGGUGCUCUUUGGAAAGCUCCUUGAUAUCAUCUGAGAGCUCAGGGUGGAAGGAAGAGAAGCAAUCCAAUAAUGGCAAUUCCCUCGUGCUCACUCUGAUGGAUAUGCAUCCAAGGCCAAAGGAAAAUGGGAGGAAGAGAACUGGAAGCACCAUUUCUGAUGCUCGUUGUGAUGAACAAUUACAUGGAAAGAGAUCACAGGCCGGUGGCCAAUUGAGAACGACCAUUGAUCUGAACAGCCAGUGUGCGAAUGACUUUGAUUCAGCUCUUCCAAAAGGAAUAGACUUGAAUUCAAGGGAUCAGAAGCCCAGUUCAAAAGAAAUGUUUGAUGAUUUGAGAACUUGAUACCAAGGUGGAUUCAAGUGAUAUAUACCUAAUAAUAUAAUGGAUUGGUUCUUAGAGCAUAUAUUUGGCUGUAAAUACUAUGUAUAUGGUUGUGGAUGGACCCCCAAUUAGCAUAUCCUUGUUGAAAGAUGAUAAUAUACUUUUGUAUUCUCUCUCUC
Molecule: messenger RNA, 1446 nt
Organism: Diospyros lotus (date-plum)
Lineage: Eukaryota; Viridiplantae; Streptophyta; Magnoliopsida; Ericales; Ebenaceae
Product: myb family transcription factor PHL8
Exons: 6
Coding region: 287-1288 (333 amino acids)
Molecular function (GO): DNA-binding transcription factor activity; DNA binding
Source: RefSeq, a predicted model, not a curated record